AUGGAUGUAUCACAUAGGGUAAAUGUAGCUUGGCUGAGAUGGAGGUCGCUCUCGGGGGUGCUCUGUGACCGCCGUGUGCCGAUAAAGACUAAAGGCAAGGUCUACAAAACAGCUGUGAGACCUGCUAUGGUGUAUGGUGCAGAAUGCUGGACGAUCAAACAAGCGCAUGAACAAAAACUCCAUGUCAAUGAGAUGAAGAUGCUGAGGUGGGCGGCCGGUGUGACGAGACUCGAUAAAGUACGUAACGAACACAUCAGAGGAAGCUACAAGGUCGCCCCCAUCACCGACAAGAUUCAAGAAUCUCGCUUGAGAUGGUACGGGCAUAUCAUGAGACGCGACGAAGACCAUGUCGUGAGGAAAGCCCUUGCAUUACCGAAUAAUAAGAGAGGCAGAGGUCGCCCGCCUGCUACGUGGUGGUCCACCAUAUCAAUGGAUUUGAAACAGACCCAGUUGAACAAAGAGACAACCCAGGAUCGCCCGACCUGGCGCUUGAGAACGAGGAGGGCCGACCCCAAAUAA
Cydia splendana is the source of this 519-nucleotide messenger RNA. RefSeq lists its product as uncharacterized. The transcript has a single exon. Bases 1 to 519 code for a protein of 172 amino acids. NCBI's taxonomy places the organism in Eukaryota, Metazoa, Arthropoda, Insecta, Lepidoptera, Tortricidae. The record is from RefSeq and is a predicted model, not a curated record.